Molecule: messenger RNA, 1777 nt
Organism: Drosophila obscura
Lineage: Eukaryota; Metazoa; Arthropoda; Insecta; Diptera; Drosophilidae
Exons: 2
Coding region: 145-1638 (497 amino acids)
Biological process (GO): synaptic signaling
Cellular component (GO): plasma membrane
Molecular function (GO): zinc ion binding
Source: RefSeq, a predicted model, not a curated record
AUCAUAGUCGAGAGUCGAGAGUCACAUGCUCUGGUGAGCCCUCCUGAAAUCAGUCAGUCUCAGUAAUUCUCAGUUUGUAUUUGAAGCACUCGAAGGCAAGCGAACGUUUUUCAUUGUUGAUACAAGGGAGCCCCCGAAGAGAAGAUGAGUCGCCACGACAAUGUCGUAUGCCGGGGAUGCAGCAAGGUGGGGUUCUCAGGUCGCUGCUACCGCUGCUUGAGCUGCCCGAACUUCGACAUCUGUGCGGACUGCUAUGACCUGGACUUCACCACAGAGAGCCAUCUGUUCGACCAUCCGGUGAAGUGUGUGUACACCCCGGCCGAUGUGGAGCUCUACUUCGAGGGGGAGUACAUCAGCAGCGACCCCCCGCAGAGCUACAGGUGCCCCUACUGCAAGCUCUGGGGCUUCAACGAGGCCACCUUCCUGGAGCACAUCUCGGGGAUGCACCCCACCGCCAGCCCCCUGCUGGUCUCCACCAUGAUCACCUUGUUCGAGCAGCAACAGGCCUCCCGCAUGUUCCUCGAGAACGAGCAGCUGGCCUCCAUGGCGGCGGCGGCGAACUCGCGCAACGAGCAGAUGAACCACACUGAGGGCACCCUGGUCCUCCGCCUGGUACCGCUCAAUCCCGAUGGCAGCUACCCGAGGGCGCUGUCAUCCAAAACACAGACGUUCAUUGGCGCUGCGGCCAGGGAUGGACCGCUCCUGCUACGCCGGCCCGCACCUGCGUCAGAGGAGUCCCCAGAUGUGACCACUCGUGGAGGAGUGUCCGUCAGACGGCGAAGCGGUCCCAGUGCCAGUGCAGGAUUGCGCUUCAAUAUGCGCACUGUCGAUCACGUGAAUCUGGCCCAGCCAAGCUACGCAUUACGGUCCCCAGCGAAUGGAUCCCAUCCGGUCCCGGCCCCACCCACCUCGCCGUCUACAGGCCAACAUCGCAUGACGAGCGACAUGACGCGCUACAAUGGGACCACCCCGCUGCCAACCAGCCGAUCCAGUCGGGCCAGGAACCCAUCUUCUUCCCAUAGCCCUAUGUUUCAGAGCGGCAUCGCCAUCGCUGGCCACCGCCCAACCACCGACCAGUCACAUGGCGCGCGAUUCUUUGGCCGACCAUCAGCUCGGGACUUCUUCCUUGCCGAUCCCCCUAUGAUGGAUCAGUUCCGUGGGUCCGGGUUCGGCGUGUCCCACGAGACGACUGCUUGGCCAGCUUUCAGCGCAGCAUCACCGAUGUUCGGCAACCACGGUCCACUCGUUCCGGCGCCACGUGACUUGGGGGCCAACACACUGCCCCCCGAGGACCGUGACGUCCUCACCCAGAGCUUGAACGAAGCCCUGAUCCAUAGCCUGAUAGCCUCUAUGGAGAAGCCGCCCCCACAGGAGAAGCGGGACACCCGGUACCUCUGCAGUCGAUUUUUUUCGCACGCCACGCUGGAGUCCCCCGCGCAGAACGCGUUCCUUGCCCAUCGGGCCGAGUUUGUGUCCCAGCUCCUGGCCUCGACACUGCACGAGGAGGAGCCGCCUGAGGAGCUUAGUACCGACGAAGCCGACGCACAGGAGCCUGCCACACACGCACCACAGAUGAAAGCUCACCCGAGUAGCGAUCUCGCUGCAGCCGUAGCCGAUGCGGACAUAUCCCCGCGCUGAGCGGUCUCAGCUCCGAUCUGUCCAGUGCAGCAGUUUUAUAUUUUUAAGAUUUUUAAAUUUCCAGUUUUGUUUUCGUGUUAACUCCACGCCCCGAGCCGAGGCCAGUAAAUUUGUACCGUUUUAAAGUGCUUUUAGGAUC